AUCAUCUGCUGCUCCACAUGUGUGUGAUGAAACCCUAUGAAUAAUGGAGUCGGAUUCAGCUCUCCACUCCUUGACUGAUAUGUAAACCACCAAAACGCACCAGUGGCAACAACUAUGGCUUUUAGAUUCUCUCUCAUACUUCAUUUUCUUCUCCUUACCUUCAUCGUUUUCAUACAAGCUCAAAAUGUCGAUGAAAGAGACCCAACAAUCAAAACCAUGGAGGAACACUCUGGAUACCCACUUCAUGAAAUUCUCUCCAUCUCCUCAUUCUCGGUGGAUUCUCUAAAUCUUCAGAAACAGAUUGAUGAAUUGUCAAGUUUCUCGGAUUCACCAGCCCCUUCGGUAACAAGGAUCUUGUACAGCGAAAAUGAUGUACUGGCUAGAAGGUUCAUCAAAAACUUGAUGGCACAUGCUGGCCUCUCUGUCAGGGAGGAUGCUGUGGGCAACAUAUUUGGUCGGUGGAAAGGCAGUGAACCAGAUCUAUCUGUUGUUUCAACAGGCUCUCACAUUGAUGCUAUUCCAUACUCAGGGAAAUAUGAUGGGGUAAUUGGUGUAUUGGGUGCAAUUGAAGCCAUAAAUGUACUAAAGAGAUAUGGAUUUAAGCCCAAAAGGUCGUUGGAGGUAAUCAUGUUUACCUCAGAAGAGCCUACAAGAUAUGGAAUCAGCUGUUUGGGAAGCCGAUUAUUGGCUGGGAGUGUCUCGCUUGCUGGAGCUCUUAAGCAGACGGUAGAUAAUCACAAUAUUUCAUUCCUGGAUGCUGCAAAAUCUGCUGGUUAUGCAAAAAACGAGGACUUCUCCAAUGUGUUUUUGGAUGACCGAAUCUAUUCAGCUUUUGUAGAGCUGCACAUAGAACAAGGUCCUAUUUUGGAAAAUGAAGGUUGCAUGCUUUUCUAUAGCUUUACCUUGCCCUUUUUUACGCUUCAUAUAUAUAAAUGUCAAUUUACUUUGUCUUUGGAAGGUGUUUCUAUUGGUAUCGUUACUGCUAUUGCUGCACCGGCAAGCAUCAAAGUUGAGUUUGGAGGAAGUGGAGGCCAUGCCGGAGCUGUUUUAAUGCCACAAAGAAAUGAUGCAGGACUGGCUGCUGCAGAGUUGGCGUUAGCUGUGGAAAAGCAUGUCUUGGAGUCUCGAUCCAUAGACACUGUUGGGACAGUUGGUAUCCUGGAGCUGCAUCCUGGAGCAAUCAACAGCAUUCCUAGCAAGUCACAUGUGGAAAUAGAUACACGAGACAUUGAUGAAAAACGAAGAAACAAUGUGAUUGAAAAGAUCCAUGAAUCUGCUGUGGAGAUAUCGAAAAGGAGAGGAGUUGAGGUUUUGGAGUUUAAAAUUGUAAACCAGGAUCCGCCUGCCUGCUCUGAUGACUCCAUCAUCAAAGCAAUGGAAUCAGCAACCCAAGUACUGAAUUUGAGUUACAAGAAGAUGAUCAGUAGAGCUUAUCAUGAUUCACUCUUUAUGGCCAGAAAAGCACCUAUGGGAAUGAUCUUCAUUCCAUGUUAUAAAGGGUACAGCCAUAAACCUGAGGAAUAUGCAGCUCCUGAAGAUAUAGCAAAUGGGGUGAAGGUAUUGGCGUUAACCCUCGCCAAUUUGUCUAAUGUUAAUGUAUCAUCUCAAGCUGCAUUUAGUUCCUAGAUUUUAGCCACAUAACCUCACCGUUGGCUGUAUAUUGAAACAUCGUUUUAUGUUUACCCUUCUAAAAAGAAGAUACAAAACAAUUUGAUAAAAAAAAUUAGAGUAACUUACAUUUUUCGUCCGUAUGGUUCGUUAAAAAUUGCGAUUUUCAUCCCUGUGGUUUAGAGAUUAUGGUUUUCGUCCCUGUGAUUUGUAAUUUAUUGUUGUUUUCGUUCCUGAACUAAUUCUUACUUUUUGAAGUACACGGGAUCAAAAUAGUAAAGAAUUAUAAACUACAAGGACUGAAACGACAAUAAAUUAUAAGGAUGAAAAUAGCAAUGGCUUACAAAUUAUAAGGACAAAAACCGCAAUAUCUAAACCAUAAGGAGAAAAAUUAGAAUUUUUAACAAACCAUAGGGAUGAAA
This is a messenger RNA of Cynara cardunculus var. scolymus (artichoke), 2030 nucleotides long. RefSeq names its product ureidoglycolate hydrolase. Bases 115 to 1626 code for a protein of 503 amino acids. The transcript is spliced from 11 exons. The record is from RefSeq and is a predicted model, not a curated record. NCBI's taxonomy places the organism in Eukaryota, Viridiplantae, Streptophyta, Magnoliopsida, Asterales, Asteraceae. Gene Ontology annotation, molecular function: hydrolase activity, acting on carbon-nitrogen (but not peptide) bonds, in linear amidines.